Molecule: messenger RNA, 2205 nt
Organism: Uranotaenia lowii
Lineage: Eukaryota; Metazoa; Arthropoda; Insecta; Diptera; Culicidae
Exons: 4
Coding region: 362-1420 (352 amino acids)
Source: RefSeq, a predicted model, not a curated record
CGGAGGGCAUUUAGGUACGAGAAAUGUUUACAUGAUUUUUCCAGUGGGGAGAUAGAACAGAGGUGUGGGAAUCUUACUGGAAGAGUUGUAAAAGUUACAAUGAAAAGACCUCUUGUCUUUUAUUUCCUAUGGUAAAGAAGUCGUGUGUCAUGUCAACCAGCACUAGAGGGACGAUUUGAGAGUGGCUCCAGAGAGCCACCGGUCUUUUAUAUGGUGUGGUUUGCUAGAUUUAUCAGAUUACGUGGGUCGAUUACUGUUGGUUAAACGAGAACAUCCACAAAUCAAAGCAUUUUGUAAAUUAAGUAAAUUUACUGCUAACAAUUCUAUUCCUACAGAGGUCGUCUACAAUUCCAUCGACCGCAUGGGCUACAAGCGGUUUCCUCAUCCACCGUAUUUGCCGGUGCACAAAAAUCUCUUCGAGCUGCAGCCGGAGCUCAAACCGGACAUCAACAAGAUCGAAAAAAGUAUUCGCCUAAUUCGACGAAGGCGACGCCGACGGCGAAGAGGCCUUUCGCUACUGGACGGGGAAACCGACGGCAAGGAAGAACUUUCGCUAGGUGAGGAGGAUCUGCUGAGCGCGGGAAGCUCGCUCCUAGAUUCAGCCUCCGUGGAAGGUCGAGAUGCCGAUAUCGGUGGCCCCGGAGAUGUGGGAGAGAAUGAUAGCGACAACGAUUCCGACGAUUGGGAAACUAUCACCGAACGGCGGGAUGACAUCACGAUCCAGACGGGCGAGGAUUCUAACGAGUAUCCACACUUUCAUGUGACCUACUGGAUGUUCUAUCCCUAUAGUCAGGGGAAAGUCAUCUGUACCGUGAGUCUGGGACCGCUUGGCCACUGGCCGAUUCCACUGAUAUUCGGGAUGUGCUUCGGCACCAAGAAGGUGUUUGGAAGUCACGUUGGCGAUUGGGAACACAUGAGUCUGUUUUUCCGGGGUCGGAAGGAGCCAGACGAGAUGUACGUCUCUGCGCAUGACGCCGGUGCCUUUUAUUCGUACGAAAGGCUCACCGGAACGUUCGAGUAUCGAAGCCAGGAAACGCGCAAGGGCAUCCUGCAACGGCCAACUUUCCCGAAAACGGUCAUCACUUCCGGUAACCAUCCGGUGCUGUUCGCUGCCGAGGGUUCCCAUGGGUUAUGGACGGCCCCCGGGAAGCACAAAUACGUCCGGGUGCCCCGGCUAUACGACAUCAACGGAUUCGGCACCCCCUGGACCACGUGGAAGAGCGUCGAAAUCAUCCAUGAAGGUGAUUCAAAAGGUCGCACCUCAAUGAAUCCCAAGUGGCUUAAAUUCAAUGGCCGUUGGGGUAAUCCGAAGAGCCGCUGUCAUCCACUGAAACGGUUCGGGUUACACAUCUGCGAGCUAACUGAUGGUCCGACAGGAAUUCCUCGAAAGAAGCCCCACUUUAAGUGCAAAAAGCGCUAGCACUCGUAGGUGAAAUACUCAAAAACCCAUACAUCAAACACACGAGACAGCCCAACAACAACUACCAUACUGAAAAACUGAUAGAGAAACCAUCAACUAUUUAUUUAAUAUUUUAAUAAUUUAUUUAUUUUACCUAUUGGCCAUCCCGUGUUCUCAUCAUUGUGUCAUCUACUCAAUAAUCACCGGUUAGCUGAACUCGUUUUUAUACGCAAAUCAUCCAUAUGCUUACUCAUCAAUCUCGUUAUUUAUUUAUUGUUUUAACAACCAAGUCACAACGCUGCUAACAACCCUUAUCAUCACAUUAAACUCACCAUUUAUUCGCUAUCCAUUUUCAACAUACUCAACAUACAUUACAUUAACUAAACAUUAGAAUUUUAAUCAUCCGAGUCAUCACCAUUCGCAAACCUAUCAUCACCGUGAUAUUUCUUGAAUGAGAAAACAAAAGAUCCAAAAGUUAAGUCUUAAACAGAAAACAUAGAAAAAAAAGAGUAAAACUUUGAAAAAGUUAACCAAUGUAAGUAGAAGGAUGAGGAAAAGAAAUAAAACCUAAUCUAGAAUGUGAUUCGAUUUAAAGAAGAAAAAAGCAAAUAAAAAUGAAGGCAAACAAGAGAAAAGAAUGAUCCUAGACGAAAAAGUUAAAUAGUGGUAGAGAGUAGAAGUCUUUCGAAUUGUUUUGUAAAUAGAAUCGAGAUCGUGUUAAAAGAUAGAACCGUUUUUUUAUUGUUGCGAAUCCGUUAUGAAAUGUAAGAAGAGUUAAGUGAUAAAUAAAGAAUUCCGUACGUCAA